Molecule: messenger RNA, 450 nt
Organism: Anisakis simplex (herring worm)
Lineage: Eukaryota; Metazoa; Nematoda; Chromadorea; Rhabditida; Anisakidae
Source: the annotation of a GenBank genome assembly
AUGCAACUUGCUCAUUUCAGGCUUGUCGUAGUGGUUUGCGGUGAACGUGUAAUGGCUGUAGUGUGCCCGCUAAAAGCUCGUUCUUUUUGGAGUACCAAAGCUCUAAAAGCUAUCUGCGCAUCAAUUCUGAUCUUCGCUGUAAUUCUCUCGAUGCAUUCACACAUUACACAUCGUGUACAAGACGUUCUGUUGAAUAUUACUGUGGUGGACAAAGAUGGCGUUCCAAGACAACAGCUGAGAAAGACACAACAAGCGGUUCUCAGAGAGGGCAUGCAACAGUACUGGCAUUUGGCCGUUUCACUCGAUAUUAUAUUCCUCGUUCUGCUACCUGUUUUUCUGGUGAUUACCGCGAAUAUGCUUCUCGUAAGUGCUUCAUUCCAUUCAUCAUCGAAUUAUGACUUUUCUUUUCAAGCAUUAUCCACUAAGUGCACAACUUAUCUAUCCCAUUGA